AGUAUAGGAAACAAAUAAAAUAAAAAGAUUUGAAACAAGAAGUAGAAUGAAAAGAAAAAACAACUCUGCCUCUCUGGAAUCUGAUAGGUGAAGAAGGUAAGCUCAUUGUUUCACAUUAACCCCACAGAAUCUUUAUUUUCGUCAAAACCAAAUAUAUAUUUUAUAAUUAAUUACUAUUUCAAUAUACAAUCCCCAGCUAUUUUCCAGGCUGUUUCUAUUUCUCAACUCAUUCCAUUUUUAUACCUUGUUCUCUUUUCUUUCUUCACCCAGCAUCUCUCUUUCUCUCAAACCUUAAUCGUGUUUGCUUUAGCUCUCUCGCCAAUCUCAAAAUUCAAAUGGAUCCGUGCUCUUUCGUACGGAUCAUAGUCGGGAACUUAGCCGUUAGAUUCCCGGCGCCGUCUUCUUCUUCUUCUUCAUCUGCACCGUCUGUUUCCGGAAUCAGUACUUCCUCCACAUCACCUCCUAACUGCUACUGCAAAAUCAAAUUCAAGAGCUUCCCUCGCCAAAUCGUCUCUGCUCCGGUUAUCUUCCGAACCGAAUCUGAAUCCGAGACGCGUUGCUCAACCGUCGCAGCUUUCUUCAGUCUAAGCAAAUAUCAGAUCAAGGCAUCUUUGAAUAAGCCUAAGUUAAGCGUCCUCUCCGUCGAGACAUACUCACGCGGUGAAGGCGUUACUGGCGCGUCGUGUGGACUCGCUUCCGCGAGUGAGAAGCUGCUCGGACGGUUCGAGGUUUCGCUGGAUUUGAAAGCUGCGGAGACGAAGACGUGUUUGGCGCAUAACGGAUGGGUCGCUUUGAGGGGGAAAAGGAGGAAUAAGACUGGACCGGAUCCGGAGCUCCACGUUAGCGUACGGGUUGAACCCGACCCGAGAUUCGUGUUUCAGUUCUACGGCGAGCCAGAGUGUAGCCCUCAGGUUUUCCAAGUACAAGGAAACACCAAACAAGCCGUGUUCACUUGCAAGUUCGGCGCUAGAAACUCCGGUUCCGGCGAUCGGAAUCUUCUUCACAGUUCGUCAAUGAUGUCUGAAACGAGGAGUAGUUGCAUAUCUUCGAUGAAAUCGGAGAAGGAACAGCCUUCGAAGGAGAGAAAAGGUUGGUCGGUAACGGUCCAUGAUCUCUCCGGGUCACCCGUAGCGAUGGCCUCCAUGGUAACACCUUUCGUUCCAUCCCCCGGUUCGAACCGCGUGACGCGAUCGAGUCCCGGCGCGUGGCUUAUUCUCCGACCCGACGGUUGCACGUGGAAGCCAUGGGGACGACUAGAGGCAUGGCGUGAAGCUGGUUACUCUGAUUCACUCGGUUACCGAUUCGAGCUUUUCCAAGACGGAAUCGCCACCGAGGUCUCCGCAUCGUCGUCUAUAAGUUUGAAAAAUGGCGGGAGUUUUGUUAUUGACGUCACCGGCGGGACUACCACCGCGGGAUCCACGCCGACAACGAGUCCUCAGGGAAGUUUGGAUCUCGGAUCCGGUUCCAGCUCCGGGUCGAGACCCGCGUCGAGACCAGGAUCAGGGUCCGGGUCGGAUUUCGGAUAUUUACUGCCGCAGCAUCCGGCGCAGAGCAGAGGGUUCGUGAUGUCGGCUUCGGUGGAAGGAGUGGGGAAACAGAGCAAACCGGAGGUGGAAGUCGGCGUGACGCACGUGACAUGCACGGAGGAUGCAGCAGCGCACGUGGCGUUAGCUGCGGCGGUGGAUCUGAGUUUGGAUGCUUGCAGGCUGUUUUCUCAGAAGCUAAGGAAAGAGCUGAGACAGCAGAGCCAGCUUGGUGUCGUUUGACGUCUAUUGCUUUGUCGUUUUACCAAUUCAUGAGUUGUCUUCCACUCACAAUUUUUCUUUUUCUUUUUUCUUUUCUUCCGGAAAAUGUUUUUUUUUUCUGAGGUAGCGUUAGGAAUUAGCUGGCAAUUUUUUUUUAGAAGGUGGAUGUCAUCAUUAUUAAGAUUGCUUAUAUGUUUUUAUGUACAGCUAAACAUGACAGAAGCAACUUCUUAUCUCA
Messenger RNA from Brassica napus (rape), 1983 nucleotides. RefSeq lists its product as uncharacterized. The transcript has 2 exons. The record is from RefSeq and is a predicted model, not a curated record. The coding region runs from base 336 to 1766 and encodes 476 amino acids. Lineage: Eukaryota; Viridiplantae; Streptophyta; Magnoliopsida; Brassicales; Brassicaceae.